GCACUGGCUGUAAAUGGAAAUCGUGGUGUCGGGCUCACUAUCUCUUCAGUUGUCGUUCGAGCGUGCCGCGAAUCAAACUUCAUUUGCUUUCUUACUUGACUCGACGUAGAUUGAUCGAACGACUUUGAUUUUCAAAAAAAUUACAAAUAAUAUAAAAAACAUUGUAAAAUUUAUCCAAAGAAUAACGUGACUUUUGAAUGACGCCAUUUUUUUGCAUUUUUUUCUUUUCUUUUUUUAAUUUAUUUUAAUUUUUUUUACGCACUUUACAAUUUAAAAAAAAAAAGAUGUAAAUGAAUAAAAUCAAAAAGAUUUCUUUGAUCGAUGUCGAGGAUCAGUGCAAGAUUUAAGAGUUCGCUCGAUUACUUGAAGAAGAGAGUACUCAGAAAAUCGGUCAAGCGUGAAUCUUCCUUGUUGUACACGAAAAACUUCUUUAGUGAGACACCUCGUUCUCUGCUUUGCAUCGCAUGCGUGGUUGCGCUCAGAGUGACGGAUGACGAAAGCAGAAGAGUAUUUCAUUAUUUGAGGAAUCGCAGCAGAGAGUGGUCGCUUUUAAAUAAUGUCACAUGGGGCACCAUAGGUGCCGCUCUUGCAACAGCGACUUGCGGUGGCUACGUCAUCAUAACUGCCGGUCUUCUUAUUGCCGCGGCAACUAAUGAACUUACGGGCCGAAAAACGGAGAUCUUCUUCCUUGGUCUCGGUGUGAUCCUUUUUGGAAUCGUCGGUGCUCUUGCUUUAGCAUCAAUCGAAAGUAUUCCAGAGGAUUUGAUCGACAAUGCUGCAGUUCUCGGUGCACUCACUCUAAUCACCGCUCUUAUAUUCAUAGCAGACCUGCUGAUAUCUCCUCCUCGUAAAAAGGAUAAGCAGGAAGUGCGAAUGGACAGUGAUAAGACGGACUCAGUUAAACAACCCACCAUGAUGACGACGGAAAAGGAGAUGAAGCCGUCGAAAGAAAAGGAAAGUACGAAAUCGAAGGAAGAAUCGAAGGAAAUCAACGGUAAGAUAAAUGAAGGAUUCGAGAAGAUAGACGAUCGAAGAAGAAAGGAGAUCGAUGAAGAAGAUUCCGAUAAACCUCAACGACUCGAACAACUUGCAUACGACAAUUAUCGAUUGGAAAGAAAUCGUAAUUUCAAUAACGUUGAAAGAGAAUUACGAGAACACACGCAGAACUUUGAAAAUGGACGGGUUUUGAGAAACUCUCAACGAUACAGGGAAGCGGAAACUCUUCAAGGAAACAGUGCUGCAAACAGAUCAUUUGACGAUGAUCGUAGAUCGGAAGAUUUGAGGAUCAUUUAUAAGACUCGGGAUAUUUAUCAACGACCCAUCGACGAGGUAGAUACACCACCGUUUCCAACUAAUUUUGGCCGAGGGAAUGAGCCCAUCUUCGGCAAGAUCAUAAAUCCUAGUGUGAAGAUAAUGAAAAUCCAACAUGAUGUAAAUGAACCUCUUGAUUCUUACAGAUAUUCCGAUACUAGCCAAUAUGACAAUGUACCAGUGAAGAUGAAAGGAAUAUCAUCGAGUAUCUUGAAGAAGGAUCGUGGUGUUUCUUUGAAUGGUUCAUUGGCUUCUAAAACUCAUAACAAGAUUGAUGAGAGGAGCAAAAAUGAAAUCGAAAUGCUGGAAGAAUGUUUUAGUUCUCUCAGAUCGACUGGAACUCAAACUGGCGUUCGUACACCUUCCUCACCAACAGAUCCUGGAUAUGUUCGUCAUACUGCAAGCAAUUGGCCACACGAUCUCAAAGCAAAAACACCUGGCUCUAGUCCAGAACAUAACAGGAAUCAAUAAAACUUUUGAUUAAUUUUAAUCGUUAAAUUCAUUAACUAUUAUUAUACUCUGUAAAAAUGUUUACACACACAAACACACAGACACACACGUCUCUGUGUUAUUUUCUGUUAUCCAUAAAUGAACUUGAAGCAAUCAUAUUAGAAAAUUUGUACAAAACAUUUUUAUCAUUUAACCGUAUUAUGUUUUACAAAAGGUUUUAUCAGGUGUUUAUAAAAAUAACAUUUUACGUUCAUUCAUGAUUCACGUUAGGUAUUGGUACAAAUUUUAAUAUAAAGUUAAGGAUCUUUGUUCACAUCAUAUCUCUAUAUGCAUACAUACAAUUAUUAUUAAUAUUAUUAAUAUUAUUAUUAUAUAUAUAUAAUUAUUAUUAUUUUUUUUAAUUAUUUUUAUUAUAUCGUCUUGUGAUAAUAUGUAGUCUCUAUUUGUUAGUCUCUUGAAAACGUAAUCAUUAAGAUUAGUCUUACCGGCUUGCUGCGGAUUUACAUAUUUUAUCUCUCUCUCUCUCUCUCUCUCUCUCUCUCUCUCUCUCUCUUUCUCUUUCUGUAAUAGAACUGCUGAUACUUGAAAUUUCUUACGAUUUGUAUAAAUAAACACUCGUGCUCGUGAAAAAUAUUUCACAUAUAAAUGUUCACCACUUUUUUCAUCGUUGAGCGUAUAUAUUUAUAUAAUGAAUACAUUUAAAAAGAAAAUAGAUUGUUAAAAUUCCAAUCGAAAUUUUUUCGAUUGAUAAUCGAGAUAAAAUAAAUAUAGAGCUAUUUUUAUUAAUAGAUCGAUUUAGAUCGGAUCGUAAAUGUCUAUACCUUCAUUGGCAAUCAUUUUAUUUUCUUUAUUUAUAUUAUAGAGAGAAAAAAUGUCAUGACUUGAGAAAAGAAAGUAAAGAAUUGGAAUAUACGUACA
Vespa velutina is the source of this 2679-nucleotide messenger RNA. RefSeq lists its product as uncharacterized. The transcript is spliced from 6 exons. Bases 322 to 1782 code for a protein of 486 amino acids. The record is from RefSeq and is a predicted model, not a curated record. Lineage: Eukaryota; Metazoa; Arthropoda; Insecta; Hymenoptera; Vespidae. Gene Ontology annotation, biological process: septate junction assembly.